Molecule: messenger RNA, 9511 nt
Organism: Leucoraja erinaceus (little skate)
Lineage: Eukaryota; Metazoa; Chordata; Chondrichthyes; Rajiformes; Rajidae
Product: pinopsin-like
Exons: 5
Coding region: 6206-7255 (349 amino acids)
Biological process (GO): visual perception; G protein-coupled receptor signaling pathway; phototransduction
Cellular component (GO): photoreceptor outer segment; membrane
Molecular function (GO): G protein-coupled receptor activity
Source: RefSeq, a predicted model, not a curated record
GUGAUGUCAGGUGGGUGGGGACACAAGACAUUGGAGAUGCUAGGGGUUGGAACAGCCAACUGGUGGAGCAACUGUGGGGGGAGAUUUUUUAAUUUUGGUAAAUAUAAAUUGAACUUAAAUACUCAGCAGGUCACGCAGCAUCUGUGAAAAGAGAAACAAAUCCGCCUUGAGUUUGAGGCUGAAAUAUAGAUUUCCACUAUAAUUUGCAGGGUGGAUGUUUCUUUGCAGUAACCAAAACUGCAUGUGGAAAUAAGAAACAUUUGUCUGAUUGGACUUGUGCAGAUAUUAAAGUUGCCCGAGCUACGAAUUGGGUCAUUUGGAUUUGAAUAAUUAAAAGAAGAAUCGGACAAAGGUGCAAAAACUAGAUACUAAUGAAUGUGCGGCAGAAUGUAAACAAUUGAGGUGUUAAACUAAUCUGCCCGAAGAGGAUUGGCAUUAGAAGAUUCAAACCUACUGCCCAGCACUGGAGAUUUGCCCUAAACAGAUUGUGUAUGACUUAAGACUACAAUGCUUGCGUUUGUUUAUAAUCCUUUUUUAAUCUCCUUCCAGACAGAAGACAGUAAAUAGUUAGUUGUACGUUCAACCUUUUCAAAGGUUUUUUUUAAACUGUAAAAUACUGGAGAUCUCAAUCUGGCAUUUGAUUUUUGUAACACAUUCAUUGUAAGGCUUCCUUGCGAGGAUUUUACUUUUUCAAUCCCAUUGCUCAGAAUAAACAAAUCAGUCGGAGUAAAGCAAUGGAAGAUGAGGUUGAUUCAGAAUAUCCUGAAACCCCAAAGUCUUUCCACCAUCAACAGAGCUUGUUGGAAUAUUCUCCAGGACAAAGACAUCCAUCAUCCUAAACAUUAAUUCUCUCCUCUGACAGUGAAUGCCUUGUGACACAUUUACAACAUGCCAUGCCGUUAUAUGUCCAAGGAAUUCCAACAUCUUCCAAACCUUCAACCUUUACCGUCAGCUUAGGCCUUGGUUUGAAUCUUGGGCAUAUAAACACUGAAGGUUUACCGCCAUCACAAACAUAUUGAUUUGGUCUUGCAUCUUACUGAACUAACACUUUAUCUUCAAGACAUUGGAGCACUUUUAAUGAAAGAAAAAAUUAAACUGCUCAUGGAACACAAUGUCAAGCAGCAUAUAUUGGAGGAAAAUGGGCAGGCGUUGUUUUGGGUUGGGACUUAUCUUGGGUCAAGAAGAUUAGUUUAGUUUAGUUUAGAGAUAUAGCGCAGAAAUAGGCCCUUCAGCCCAACAUGUCUAUGCUAACCAGCGUUCCCCAUAUACUAGCACAAUCCUACACACACUAGGGACAAUUCACAACUUUACCAAGCCAAUUAGCCUACAAAUCGGUACGUCUUUGGACUAUAGGAGGAAACUGUAGCACCCAGAGUAAACCCAAGCAGGUCACGGGGCGAAUGUACAAACUAUGUACAGACAGCACCCAUAGUCGGGAUCGAACCCAGGUCUCUGGUGCGGUAAGGCAGCAACUCUCCCGUUGAGCAACCAUGUCUCCCAGAUAAACAUCAUCUGUCAAAUCUCUCCACAGAUAUUGCUUGACUUGCUGAGUUCUUCUGGCACUUUGUGUUUUGCUCAUGGUAGUUUAUUGUCUAUUUGGUUUGCUUUAGUUUAUCAUGUAUCAACAGUGAAAAGCUUCUGUUUGCAUGCUAUCCAGUAAAAUCACUUCACCAUAUAGGUGAGUACAAUCAAGCCAUACUCGGGUCCAACAGACAGUGCAAAGAGAAAAAUACCAGAGUACAGAAAAUAGUUAUACAGAAUUGUAGCGUAACAGUUACAGAGAAAAUGUCCAGUCUGAAAAAGGUAUUGACCCGAAACAUUACCUCUCCAUGUCCUCCGGAGAUACUGCCUGACCUGCUGAAUUACUCCAGCAUUUUGUAUCCUUGAUUAUAUUGUCUACUUUCCUGAGGCAGCAUGAAAAGUAGAUGUAGUCUAUGGUGGGAAGCUGGUUUGUUAGAUGGACUGGCUUACAUCCACAACUCUGCAAUUUCUUGUGCUUUUGGGCAGACCUGUGGCUGACCGCCGCCAGGACCCACGUAUAGACAGCUUGGCCAGGCCCAGGAGCAAACAAACCAGGACAUUGAGAUGUGAGUCUUGGGUUACACCAGUCCCAGGUGAGCACCCCAGUUUGAGCCACACACUGUCCCCAGCAGGAGCGGACAAACUGGGUCACUGCUCAGCUGCAAACCUGGGCAGACAGUGACCCCUGGUGGUGAGGUGGCAGUAAAAGUGCAAGGCAGAGGGUGACCGUCACACCUGAUGUCUUUCAGGCCCCCUGAAGAGAACCUCUCUCUCGGGGUGGAAGAUGCCUGUGCUUGGAUUCCUUAAUGUGCGGUGUGUCCACACACAAAUGUGUUACAUCCUGCAGCAAUACAUGGUCAUCAGCUACCAUGUUUACUAUUAGACUACAUGUAUGAUAGACAAUGCUCCUUCUCUUCCCAAGUACUAACUGACUACAGUUACCCCCUCCCCCAUCACCUCAUUAAUCCUCCACCAGAUCCACAGGCACACUUCAGAGGGACAGGGCCAGCUUACUUGGGUGAACUUGUCAGUCUGUUUACUGAAUGUCAGCAAACUGCCAAGUCAUUGAGAGCAAAGGAACAGAAGAUCAAUCAGCCCCUCAUUUAACUCCAGGAGUACACCUCAUGCCCAUUUUUUUGCUGUCUUGAACAUGGUAUCUUGAACAAAACACAAAGUACUGCAGGAAAUCAGUGGAUCAGGCAGCAUCUGGGGAGGGAAUGGACAGACAUUUGUUGAGACCCUUCUUCAGCAUGUCUGCCAUAGUUUAACUUGGCACAGACAUUGUGGGCUGAAGGACUUGUUCCUGAGAUAUGUUGAGGCUCCGUCUACUCUUGCGUGGAUGUGGAAGGGCAGUGAUGUCUUUGAGUGUGGAGCAUGUUGGCGAUCACAAAGGCACAAUGGAAAUUCAAUAUUUUUCCCAAAACUCCUUCAGCUCAAGUUUACUCUUUGCCAUUUUGACUCCUUGUUGCACUGAAAUUAAAAUGCUCCUUUAGAUUCUAAACCCAGUUGAAUCCAGAUGGGCGAGUUGGAGCGAAUUAUCAAUUUCCAUGCUGUAUAGGUUUACCUCAUCGAUAGUUUAGCCAAGCAUGGUCUGUGAAAAUAGUCUUAACUUUGUCAUAAAGGCCCUUAGUACUGGCAGCGGUGGCACUGGCUUGGAGUUGCAAGGUUGACUUGGCCUGGCCGUGUUAUGAUGUCCUCUACUGCUGCUUCACUGCUCCAAACCACUGCAGGCCACGUCUGAUCCAUGCGCUCGGCCCCUUGGAGUGGUGCCUGAUCUAAUCGCGCCCCAGGCUCCUGUAGGGCCUCCAGUGGCCCACUCCACUGACGUGUUGAUCCGGAGGCUUCAACUUUUGAGCUUCAUCCCUCACCUCAUACGGCCACUGUUCAUACACUGGACUGGGGACCCGGCCCACAACAAACCUUGGAGCAUCUAGAGGACCACUGAGGGCGCAGGAGGCAAGGCCCCAGCCCGCAUACUGGCAUGUCGUUUUCUGCGACCACCGCCUUCUUGAAUGAUUUGGGUUUCUGGCUGGUAAGUAAUAUUCACACCACAGAUAUUAAGUAAUGACAAUUUCCAACAAGUGAGUCUCACCACAGAUCCUUGCUAUUCAAUAACACAACCUUUACAGAUCUCUCAUCAUCAAUAUCUUGUGCAUCACCAUCGAAUAGAAUCCCUACCGGACCAGCCACAUAGAUGCACUGGUUGCAAGAGCAGGUCGGAGGCUAGCAAUCCUGUGGUGAGCGACUCACCUCCUGGCGCUCCAAAACCGUUCAUCCAUCAACAAGACGCAUGGCAGGAUAGUCUGCUCUCCACUUGCCUGGAUGAUUGCAGUUCCAAAAACAUUCAGGAAGCUCGACACUACCCAGGCCAGUAUCAGCCCACCUGAACCAGCAGUCCAUCCCUUCCCUUGACAUUCAUUCCCUCGUGUAGUGUGCAACACCUGAAAAAUGUUCUGCAUUCAUUUGCCCAAGAUGCUCCAAUGGCUUUGGUAAAGGUUGUAAAUUGGCCCUAGUGUGUAGGAUUGAGUUGGUGAUGAGGACCAGCACAGCAGGUGCAGGGAACACCACCGCCACUAGGCUCCCCUCAAACCACGUACCGUUCCGACUUGGAAAUAUAUGCUCGUAAAUCUAAAUCCUAGCACUCCCCAACAGCACCGUGGGAGCACCUUCACCUCAUGGACUGUGGUACCUCAAGACAGCGGCUCACUUCCUUAGCUAAAUAGAGAUAGCAAUAAAUAUGAUGCCCAGAUCUCAAAAUGACUAAAAAAUAAACUCCUCCCCAAAACAGGGAAUUCAGUAAGUGUUGACUCAUGAGUUGGCAACUGGCUAAGGUCAGCUCUCCACACCUACUUCAAUCUUUGCCAAUCGCAUCACAGUUUUCCAAACCUCCAGCUACUCAUCAAUAUUCAGUUACUGGUGUCAGAGAGAGCGAUGGAGGGAGAAAGGUAAAGAGGGAAUGCUAAAGAGCUCCAACGCUGAACACUAACGUAGCACUAAAUUCUGCAUUCUGAUAUUUAUUUUUCUGCACUACCUGUUGUACUUGUGUAUUACCAAGAGGAAGACAGGCAAACCGACAAAGAAUGGAGACAGAGUUAGAAAGAUAGACGCACAGAGAGAGAGAGAGAGAGAAAUAAAGAGAAACGGGAACAAAGAAAGGAUAAGUCGACCUUUCUAAAUGGGCGACUCCUUUUUCUGUAACAUGACCUCCUAGUUAUAGAUAUCCACACUGGGGACCUUGUGUUCUUUACAUGCACCCUAAAGUUCCCCUCAGAGCCUGACAUGUUUCAAUAAAAUCAGAGUUAGAGUGUGGAAAUAGGCCCUUCACCCCAACUAGCAUACACCACCCAACAUGUCCCAUCGACACUAGUCCCACCUGCCUGCGCUUGGCCCAUAUUCCUCUAAACAAAUCCUAUCCAUGUACCCAUCUAAAUAUUUCUUAAAUGUUGUGAUCGUACCUGCCUCAACUACCUCCUCCAGCAGAUCGUUCCAUUCACCCACCUCCCUUUGCAUCAAUAGGAACCCUCGGGUUCCUAUUUCUCUCCUGUCAUCUCACAUUCUUCUCAACUCCAAUGUGUUCAGGCCCAAACUAUCAUCGUUUGACAAUCUCUUUGUCCCAGGAAUUGACUGGCUUAAUCUUCUCUUCAUCACCUCCAAUGCAAGAACAUCCUUAACCACAGAUCGGGCACUGAAGGUACAGGAAUCGGAGAACCGUGAUCACCAGCUUGAACCGUGAUUACCAGCUUCUUCCCAACAGAUAUCAGGCUCUUGAACACUACACAACACUAACAUCAACUAUGAACUUCUAUGGAUAGUCUUUGGUUUUGUACCAAUGACAUCUGGAGGGGGGGAGGGGGGGGGGAAGAGUUGCACUGGUAUUUAUGGUUUUUCAUUUAUUGAACUUUUAUUUAUAUAUUAUAUAUUAACUAUGUGUGUUGUGUUUUAAGGUGUUCUGCUGCAUGUGAGAAUUUCAAUGUUCCAUUGUCAGUACCUAUGACAAUUAAACACUUGACUCUGAACCCGAGGAGCAGUCUCACCUGUGAAAUAGCUGCAACUCUCCCCUACUUCGCAGUGUUCAAUCAGCUCUCUUGUAUACUCAUGUGCUAACUUCUUGUGUCUCACUCACUGUCCCCCAUUUCCCAUCUUGCAGUUUCAUUCAGUUUAAAUAAAAAAUGUUCUUUCUCACUCUUCUUUCCAAAGUGCAGAACCUAUCAUUUUUCCACAUCACACCCCAUCUGCCAACUCCUUGCCCAAUCACCGACUCUCACCGAUCCAUAUCCCACCAUCUGCUCUUUUUACCCACACAACAUGCAGAUCUUUGUGAAUUUAGAAGCACUGAUACUUGUGGAUGGAGAGGGAGAAGUAGAGAAAUAAGCCGUCAUGAAAGUGGAAUCAAACUAACCCCACCCCCAGCUGAGAGUCACAGGAAUGCAAACAUGGCUUCAGUGUAUCAUAAUUAAUGAAAGUACUUUUUUAAAAAAAGCGAUCCUUUCAAAGCAGCAAUUAUCCUAAAUGAAUGGAAAGAAAGAUUAUAGUCCCAGGCGAGCGAGCUCGUCUAAUAUGAUGCUAAGCCGCUGCACCUUUAUAAAGAGGGUUUAACAAACUCUCUGAGCGCCCACCGUGGACUAUGGUCAGUUAAGCCAGCUCCACAGAGUGAGGAGAACUGGCAGCAGUGGAUUCUGCUCCAAUGGCUCCUGCUACCCCUCACAACGGGACCGUUGGUGCUUUUGAGGGCCCCCAAUGGCCGCACUACGCCUCAAAGAGCACCUACAUGGUGGUGGCCACGCUGAUGGGGCUGGUGGUCUUCCUGGCCUCCUUUGUCAAUGGCCUGGUGAUCCUGGUGUCUCUCAAGUACAAGAAACUCCGUUCACCCCUCAACUACAUCCUGGUCAACCUGGCAGUGGCCAACCUGAUGGUCACUUUCUUCGGCAGCACGGUCAGCUUCUCCAACAACAUCCACGGCUACUUCACCCUGGGGGAGACCAUGUGUCAGUUCGAAGGUUUCAUGGUGUCUCUGACAGGUAUCGUGGGGCUGUGGUCGCUGGCGAUCCUGGCCUUCGAACGUUACGUGGUCGUCUGCAAACCCUUGGGUGAUUUCCGCUUUCAGCAGCGGCACGCGGUCUGGGGCUGCCUCUUCACCUGGCUCUGGUCACUGGUCUGGACGGCCCCGCCUCUGUUCGGAUGGUGCAGUUACGUUACUGAGGGACUGCGCACGUCCUGUGGACCAAAUUGGUACACGGGUGGGACCAACAAUAACAGCUACGUGGUGGCCCUCUUCGUCACCUGCUUCAUGAUGCCCCUGAGCCUGAUCAUCUUCUCCUACUCCAGUCUGCUGGUGGUCCUCCGAGCCGUCGCUCAGCAACAGAAGGACAGCCAGAGCACGCAGCGCGCCGAGCGAGAGGUGUCCCGCAUGGUGGUCGCCAUGGUGAUGGCCUUCCUGGUCUGCUGGUUGCCCUACACCACCUUUGCCAUGGUGAUUGCAAUUAAUAAGGACAUCGUGAUUCAGCCCACCCUGGCCUCCAUGCCUUCCUACUUCUCAAAGACCGCCACCAUCUACAACCCCGUCAUUUACGUCUUCAUGAACAAACAGUUCCGGACAUGCCUGGUGACCACCCUGUGUUGUGGCCGUGACCCGCUUGGCGGCAGCGAGGAGACCAGCUCCGGCUCCGCAGCCGGCAGCAACACCAAGACCAUCGACCUGUCCGAGAGGGGCGGCAACAGAGUCUUGCCGGCCUGACGACCGGCCAAUCGUACCGGCCGCAUAGAGCCUGGCCGCCAUGGUCAAGUGGGGCUGAAUGGCCUGUUUGCGUGCUGUCCGACUCUAUACUCUGACCCCUCCCCGUCCGUCUUCGACUUCCAAUUCAAGUAAUACCCUCUACCCUCUCCCCCUGUGCAGUGUCCCCACCUGGCACGCUCCCAUUUCCCCACCAUCUAUCACUCCCCCUUAUUCACACACCCUACUACUUUCCUCUCCUUCAUAGUUAUUUCCGAGUCCCCCUUUUCCCUUUCCCCUCACCUGUAACCACCUAUCAUGUGGUUAGUCCUGCACCCCCAUCCCUCUCUUUUUCAGAUUUCUCUCCUCGGACAGAUGACUUUUCUGGCCAGGACCCUUCUUCAGGCCCGAAAAGCCAUCUGACCAUUCCUUCCACAGAUGCUGCCUGACCGGCUGAGUUCCUCCAGUACUUUCUGUUUUGCUCGAGAUUCCAACAUAUGCAGUCCCUUGUAUCUCCAUGUGGAAACGUCUUCAGUCAUCAGCCGCCUCAUACCCACAAAACCAGAGUGGAAACAAGUCAGCCCUGACCCUGAGGCACUGCCUACGAAGAGAAGAAGAAUAUAACUCGAGUGGGACGUCUUUACUCAUACACUCUUUUUAAGAAAGGUGGGAGAGAGAAAACAGGGAAUUAUAGACCAGUUAGCCUGACAUCGGUGGUGGGGAAUAUGCUGGAGUCAAUUAUAAAAGAUGAAAUAGCAGCACAUUUGGAUAGCAGUAAUAGGAUCGGUCCGAGUCAGCGUGGAUUUACAAAGGGGAAAUCAUGCUUGACUAAUCUUCUGGAAUUUUUUGAGGAUGUAACUAGGAAAAUGUACAAGAGAGAGCCAGUGGAUGUAGUGUACCCGGACUUUCAGAAAGCAUUUGAUAAAGUCCCACAUAGAAGAUUAGUGGGCCAAAUUAGGGCGCAUGAUAUUGGGGGUAGAGUGCUGACAUGGAUAGAAAAUUGGUUGGCAGACAGGAAAGACACAGUAGGGUCCCUUUCAGAAUGGUAGGCAGUGACUUGUGGGGUACCGCAAGGCUCGGUGCUGGGACCGCUGCUAUUUACAAUAUACAUCAAUGAUUUAGAUGAAGGGAUUCAAAGUAACAUAAGCAAAUUUGCAAAUGACACAAAGCUGGGCGGGUGUGUGAACUGUGAGGAGAAUGCUACGAGAAUGCAGGGUGACUUGGACAGAUUGGGUGAGAGGGCAGAUGCAGUUUAAUGUGGAUAAAUGUGAGGCAGCAAAAACAGGAAGGCAGAUUACUAUCUAAAUGGUGUCAAGUUGGGAAAAGGGGAAGUACAAUGGGAUCUAGGGGUCCUUGUUCAUCAGUCAAUGAAAGUAAGCAUGCAGGUACAGCAGGCAGUGAAGAAAGCAAAUGGCACGUUGGCCUUUAUAGCAAGAGGAGUUGAGUAUAGGAGCAAAGAGGGUUCUUCUGCAGUUAGGGCCCUAGUGAGAUCACAUCUGGAGUAUUGUUUGCAGUUUUGGUCCCCUAAUUUGAGGGAGUGCAGCGUAGGUUUACAAGGUUAAUUCCCGGGAUGGCGGGACUGUCAUAUGCUGAGAGAAUGUAGCGGCUGGGCUUGUAUACUCUGGAAUUUAGAUGGAUGAGAGGGGAUCUUAUUGAAACAUAUAUGAUUAUUAAGGGUUUGGACACGCUAGAGGCAGGAAACGUGUUCCCGAUGUUGGGGGAGUCCAGAACUAGGGGCCACAGUUUAAGAAUAAGGGGUAAGGCAUUUAGAACGGAGACGAGGAAACAUUUUUUCUCACAGAGAGCUGUGAGUGUGGAAUUCUCUGCCGCAGAGUGCGGUGGAGGCCGGUUCUCUGGAUACUUUCAAGAGAGAGCUUGAUAGGGCUCUUAAAGAUAGCGGAGUCAGGGGAUAUGGGGAGAAGGCAGGAACGGGGUGCUGAUUGGGGAUGAUCAGCCAUGAUCACAUUGAAUGGCGGUGCUGGCUUGAAGGGCCGAAUAACCUACUCAUCUAUUGCACCUAUUGUCUAUUGUCUGUUGUCAUUCAGAUCCUCUUGCAAUAAAGGUCAACAUACCAAACGUUUUCUCAGCUGCCUCAGUGCCUGUAUAUUGGCUUUCACUAACUUGCAUAAACAUUUCCAACUCUCAAUAUUUAAAAAAUAUUAGUCUAAGUGGGAACCGUUGGGUCCCUGUCACAUGGGAGGCCUGGUCCCCCAACGCAACCCGUUCCCGCGCGCAAUAUUCCAUCACCCAUCCAUUCCCCCAAGGCAACCCGUUCCCCCA